AUGGCGGCCCUAGUGGCCUCCAAGGUGUUCUACCACCUAGAAGAGUAUGACGAUGCCUUGCGCUUGGCACUGGGUGCAGGACGUCUCUUCGACCUGAACAAUCGGUCUGAAUACGUGGAGAAGAUUGUCGCAGUCGCCAUCGAUGAGUAUGUCAAGCUGACGGGAGAAAACUUCGAGCUCGAGAUGAAGAAGAAGGACCCAGUAGCCAUCGAUAGCCGCCUCGAAGAUGUCGUCAACCGGAUGUUUGGACGCUGCCUGGAGGACAAGGCCUACAAGCAGGGCCUUGGUAUGGCUUUGGAGACACGACGCCUUGACAAGAUUACUGAAUUCAUCACGAAGAGCGACGCCAUGGCUGAGAUGCUGGAGUACGCACAGCUCUCGGCAAUGACUCUGCUCACUUCGAAAGCCUUCCGGGAACGCGUCCUGAAGGCGCUGGUGGAGAUUCACACCUCUGCCCAGGACGUGAAUCUCGCUGCCCUUGCGCAGUGCUACUUCAUCCUCGGGGAGCCAGGGGAG
Symbiodinium pilosum is the source of this 516-nucleotide messenger RNA. The record is from the annotation of a GenBank genome assembly. NCBI's taxonomy places the organism in Eukaryota, Dinophyceae, Suessiales, Symbiodiniaceae.